AUGUACUUGACGUGGCUUCUGCCGCUGGUGGUGUUGGAAGUGGCGGCACAGUCGAGUUUAUGCUCGACGACCAACACUGCCGACUCUGGUUCAAACUCGGAUCUUUAUCAGAGUCGAGGGGCUUGCUCCGAUCGCUGCAGAGGCCAGUCCGCAUACGCCGUGGUCCAGGACGACAAGUGCUGGUGCAGCAACACGACGCCUGGCUCGACGACAGACAGCGGCAGCUGCAACAAGGCUUGCCCAGGAUAUCCGCAGGAAAUGUGCGGUGGUAAUGGCUUAUAUUCAUACGUGUUGCUGGACAAAAGCAAAGUCAAAGCCGCUCCGUCAUCGUCGGCGCCUCCAUCAUCACAACAACAACAGCCAUCAUCAGAGCCACCAUCAGAGCCUGCACCACCACAGAUUGUCACGAUUACUCAGACAAAUGCGCAAGACGCCACGACAGUCAUCAAGACAGUCCAGGCAUCAGCGUCGCCUGUGGACGACAAGUCCGCAACAUUUCGCACCGUAACGGUAACCGGCGCACCAACCGUGAUUUCGAACGUUGCCGCCUCCGAGACCAGCCCGGCCACAGCCACGCCUCAGGCGAGCGGCAGCUCGGGCCUGAAGAAGGGCACCAUUGCAGGCAUCGCCGUGGGCGGCUCCGCGGCCGGAGUGUUCAUGGGUCUGGUGGCGUUUAUGAUUUGGCGCCGCAACAAGUACCACAAGGACAAAGAUGCCGCUUCCCACGACGGCGGAGGACAGAUGGAAGCAGACGACGAGGUGAGGUUCUUUGGUGCCGGCGGCGCAACGUCAAUCAGGAGGGAUAACACAAGCGCGUCGGAGGACUCGCGGAUGGGAGCGUUUGGCCACAAGAAGAGCCUGGUGCGCAACAGCAUCGGAAGCUUGGAGGACGGCGCGGAGGAGGCGAACCAGGUACGAUCAGAAAUAGGAAAACAGAACAAAACAAGCCAAUCAAUCAAGCAAUACCUGCAUCGCUCCGAUCGAUGGCAACACUACCAUAGUGACGUCACCAAAUACUGGCAGCUUGAUGCCAUGUAUAAAUAUGCACCUCUAAUAAGCCGAGAGACACAUGGAGAUCGCGUGCACGGUACACUACACAGCGCAUGUGGUGCGGAGCCACGACACCGAAUCGUGCUGGCCACGAUGCCGCUGGCGCAUCUGGGGUUGGUCGCUAUAAUUAGCGUGGGCAGAGCGCCGGAAAUCCCAGAGCGGGUUAGCGCCGGGGAGCUGCUACGAUCUGCUGAUGAAACCCCCCAGCCAUCGCCGACGAUCCUGUGUCGCAUCAGCGCGCCCGGUUCGUCUUGCCUCUUCGGUCCGAUAUCUUCCCGUGCCUCUCGGGUACGCUCUAUAACCAACGGUCUCGGGCCGGGCUGUCUCUUUCUUUGUUCUGUCGCGCCACUACUGUAG
This is a messenger RNA of Akanthomyces muscarius, 1407 nucleotides long. RefSeq lists its product as uncharacterized. Bases 1 to 1407 code for a protein of 468 amino acids. Lineage: Eukaryota; Fungi; Ascomycota; Sordariomycetes; Hypocreales; Cordycipitaceae. The record is from RefSeq and is a predicted model, not a curated record. The transcript is spliced from 7 exons.